Messenger RNA from Nicotiana attenuata, 1605 nucleotides. Its product is annotated as probable protein phosphatase 2C 47. The coding region runs from base 311 to 1372 and encodes 353 amino acids. Gene Ontology annotation, biological process: protein dephosphorylation. Lineage: Eukaryota; Viridiplantae; Streptophyta; Magnoliopsida; Solanales; Solanaceae. The transcript has 4 exons. Gene Ontology annotation, molecular function: cation binding; protein serine/threonine phosphatase activity. The record is from RefSeq and is a predicted model, not a curated record.
ACGAACCAAUACCCAAAAUUCUGAGCGUGGACGUACCCACAUAACAUACACGUGUCCACCUACUCUACGACUUUUUACAUUUAACCGCCGGUUACCCACCGCCGGUCAGCGCUUCUUAUAUAUCCAAGUUCAACCCCACUUGUGCCAAGUUUGGUAUUUGCCGUUUCCCCACACACACGAAAAAAAACAUCCACAAACUCCUCGAAUUCACACUUUCAUUUGGUCAAAAUUUUCUCUUUGUGUUUCGAGAAGAAGCCCUAAUUCAGUUGUUUUUCUGUGUUAUGAUCACAAAAGUUGUGGACUUUUAAAGAUGGGAGCUGAAGCUGAGGUUAUUGUACCAGUACAACAGACUAUCACCACGGUCUUAGAUGUCCCCUGCUGUUCUGAUGUGGAUUUUAAAUCCCCAGAUACUACAACUUUGCAGUUUGUUCCUAGCAUUCGUUCAGGUAGUUUUGCAGAUAUUGGCCCACGGAGGUUCAUGGAAGAUGAGCAUAUAAGGAUAGAUGAUCUUUCCGAACAUCUAGGCUCCCUAGUCAGGUUUCCUCAGCCUUGUGCCUUCUAUGGGGUAUUUGAUGGUCAUGGAGGACCUGAGGCAGCAGCUUAUGUGAGAAAACAUGUUCUCCGAUUCCUUUUUGAGGACGCCAAUUUCCCUCAGACAUCAGAAGUUGAUGAGGCAUUUUUAAAAGAGGUGGAAAACUCUCUAAGAGAAGGGUUUCUUCUUGCUGACCUUGCUUUGGCUGAUGAGUGUAAUGUGUGUAGUUCCUCUGGAACUACUGCAUUGACAGCUCUGGUAUUGGGAAGGCUUCUAAUGGUGGCAAAUGUGGGAGACUGCCGAGCAGUUCUUUGCCAUAAGGGAGAGGCGAUUAAUAUGUCUCAAGACCAUAGACCGAAUUAUGCAUCGGAGAGAAGGCGUGUCGAAGAGUUGGGCGGAUUUAUUGAUGAUGGUUAUCUCAAUGGUGUCCUAUCGGUGACUAGAGCCUUAGGGGACUGGGACAUGAAGCUGCCUCGUGGCUCUGCCUCUCCUCUGAUAGCGGAGCCUGAAUUCCGACAGAUUAUCUUGAGCGAGGAUGAUGAAUUCCUUAUAAUUGGUUGUGAUGGCAUCUGGGAUGUUAUGUCAAGUCAACAAGCGGUUAAUCUUGUACGUCGUGGUCUGAGACGGCAUGAUGAUCCUGAACAGUGUGCCAAGGAUCUUGUCAUGGAGGCCCUGCGGCUCAAUACUUUCGACAAUCUUACUGUGGUAAUUGUUUGCUUUACUUCUGUUGAUCAUUCUGAACCAUCACAGUCACGACAGAGGCGAUUAAGAUGCUGCAGCUUCUCUGCAGAAGCCUUGUGCAGCUUACAGAGUUGGUUGGACAACAGUGGAAGCCGUUGAGUUUAGAUGAUUCUGCAAGGAUAAAAGCCAACCUUUGUGGAUGUUUUUUCUUUCUUCCAUCUGUUUUUGGGUGGGUUUUCUGUACAUAUAAUUGGUUGGCAAAGAGAAUGGGCUCAGUUUGGUGCUCUUUGUUGUAUGGAACAUGUAUCUCAUUUUAUUAGCUGUAUAUAACAACUGAUUUUCAAUUUGUAUAUUCACCAUUGAAGCAUUUAAGUUGUGCUCCGUUCAACAUA